AUGUACCUCACUUCUGCACUCAUGGCUUUUGCUGCCAGCAUCAUUACUGUUUCCGCCACUACUGUCCCAGAAGGUAACUACGUGGUGACAAGGUUCAGUAAUGGUACUCAAGUCUACGAUUCCACUGAAAACGGAGUUUCUCCCAUUGUCCUCACCCCUGAGGACGUCGCAGCGCUACAAGCUGCGAAUCGACGCGACAUGCUCUCAUCGGCAACGCUAUCCAAGCGCCGUACCGAUUGCUGGGGUUAUCAACUCGAAGAAUUCGCCAUUGAUAGGUUAUUCGAAAGCCUUACCGAAGGUUAUGCUGGCAACGGGGAGACGCUUUGUGCAGACGAACCAAAUACCACAAAAUCCGUUCAAAUAUUGAGGAAUCAGAUGAUGGUAUACUACUGCAUCAACCAACCCGGACAAUGUGGCAAUCUCAACCGGGAGGAUGUUAAUUACGCAAAGGUUCAAAUGGAUGCCAAAUGCCGCCGUUACGAAGCGUCGUGGUUUGAAUGGCCAGGGAGCUAUGAGAUUGUCGGCAAGGCAAGACAGGGAGCGGAUGUUUGCAAGGGUGGCAUGAAUGGCGUACCUUUCUAG
This is a messenger RNA of Bipolaris maydis ATCC 48331, 582 nucleotides long. RefSeq lists its product as uncharacterized. The record is from RefSeq and is a predicted model, not a curated record. Lineage: Eukaryota; Fungi; Ascomycota; Dothideomycetes; Pleosporales; Pleosporaceae.